Triticum turgidum subsp. durum (durum wheat) is the source of this 498-nucleotide messenger RNA. The record is from the annotation of a GenBank genome assembly. Lineage: Eukaryota; Viridiplantae; Streptophyta; Magnoliopsida; Poales; Poaceae.
AUGGCGGCCGGGAAGCGCACCAUCGGCCUCGCGAUGGACUACUCGCCGUCCAGCAAGGCGGCGACGAGGUGGGUGGUCGAGAACCUGGUGAAGGCCGGCGACCGCAUCAUCCUCAUCCACGUCCUACCCAAGGGAGCAGACGCCAGCCACAAGGGCCUCUGGAAGAGCACCGGUUCACCUCUGAUCCCUCUGCUGGAGUUCAUGGAGAUGAACGUGCAGGCGCGGUACGGGGUCAACCCGGACAAGGAGGUGCUGGAGAUCCUGCAGGCUGAGUCCAAGUCCAAGCAGGUGGAAAUACUGGCAAAAAUAUACUGGGGUGAUGCAAGGGAGAAACUUUGUGAGGCAGUAGAUGAUCUCAAGGUCGACUCAGUUGUGCUUGGUUGCAGGGGAUUAGGGCCCUUAAAAAGGGCACUCCUUGGAAGCGUCAGCAACUAUGUUGUCAACAAUGCAACCUGCCCCGUCACAGUGGUGCGCGGACCAAAUGGAUCACUUGCUUGA